Messenger RNA from Paramuricea clavata, 1833 nucleotides. Lineage: Eukaryota; Metazoa; Cnidaria; Anthozoa; Malacalcyonacea; Plexauridae. The record is from the annotation of a GenBank genome assembly.
UAUCUUUUUCUAUAGCUUGGCAUCACUCCACAUUCGAUUGAAGAAAGCACAAAAUUAAACUAUUGAAGGAGAAAGAAAUGGAGAUAAAUAAUACAGCAUCCAACUACAUUAAAGAGUGUUCAAUAGCCGGACACACACAUCUCAUUAUCGUGGAAUUUCCAUCAAGUAAAUAUGUCGUCAACCAAGUUGUAACAUCUGUUGCGAUGUAUAUACUAAUGAUUCCUGUAGUAUUUUUGAACGGUAUAACAAUUACGACGUUCUUGAAAAGUCAACACAUGAGAGCGAAGGUUUGCCACUUCCCCGUAUUUAUCCAGUCAAUGGCUGACUUGUCUGUUGGAUUGCUUACUCUUCCAUUGUUUGGCUACCUUCACCUCAGCGAAGUUUUUGGUUCGCCAGACUGUGUGUUAAGUUUUGUCAUUUCUACUAUAGCAUUUAUACCGUGGGGAUUAUCCUUAGCAGCUUUAUGCGCAUUGAGUUUUGAAAGAUACAUGGGCGUUUUGCAUCCAAUUGCACAUCUUCACUACGUUACAAAGAAAAUGUUUUUGGUAUACAUUUGUUGUGUUUUAUUGGUAACAUUGAUAAUCGUGCCCUUGGCUGUAGUUUCAGCAGCAUUCUACUACAUUUUUUGCGCGCUCUACACAUUUACUCCAGCGCUCCUUCAUACAUUUUGCUACUCACGGAUCUUGUAUUCAGCAAGGAAAAGACUGCGACGAAACAACUGCAGCAGCAGUAGCGAAGAAACGGAGCCAAAAUCAUCAAAUCGAGCUGGAAAACGAUAUUCUUCGAAGGAAAUGAAGCUUGCCAAGUCUUGUGCAUUGGUUGUAGUUACAUUCUAUGUUUUUUGUAUUCCAGGUGAGAUCCUCAACAUUUAUUAUCUCGAAAAGGACAUAAUAUUAUAUCGGGUCGUAAUUGCUUGGUUUGUUCCAGUUCUUGGAGUGAACACAAUACUGAAUUCUGUUAUCUUCUUCUGGACAAGACCAGUCUUAAGAAAAGAAGCUUUAAAAGUUUUGAAAGGAAUCUGUGGUAAUUGAAAGAACAGUUCAUUUUCUUUUACAACGGCAUUCAGUUGAUGGUAUGAAGUGUCAGAAACCACCUGUCGCCAGGUACACGGCUUAUACAAGGAAAAUAGCAAUUAAAAACUUCUCCCACUUGAAAGAAAGAUUUGAUAUAUUUCAAAAUUUUAUUAUAUACUUCUUUUCUUUAACGUUCUUAGAAUAAAAGAGUAUAAAAGAUAUUAUCCUUCUUCCCAAACAAAAUCGUUACGCAUUCCGCCAUCUAGCGGAUAGAUAGAUGAUUAGUUAGUUUAAUUAAAUAAUAUUGAAUCCCUAUAGGGCUGAACUUUGUUACCUAUUAAUGGAAAUACAAAAAAUGUUGUAAAAAUUACAAAGGUUGUUGUAAAAAUUAUUAUAUAUACCUUACUACGGUAGAAUUUUCUAAAUCAUAUGAAAAUCAUGGUUUAAGUGAGUUGCAUGCAAUAAAACUGUUUUUAUACCGCUGAGCUUAAAAGUGUACAUUAAACUCAUGUUUGUCCAUUAAAUUAAGAGCACUAAAAUUACGAAACGGUAAAAUACUAUAUAAUCUGUGACUAUCGUUUGAAACCAUCUCUUGGAAUAGUUUAGUGGUAAGUUUCAGUGUCUGGACAUUUGUAAUACUUAGUGCUUCAUCAUAUGUAAUCCCAGGGAAUAUGAUCUUCAUUGCUCUCCUUUGUAUCGAUUCAAGGUCAUCCGGUAGAUAUUGGGUCAGACUAUCAUGGAACGCUGGACUUGCGUACCCCAUAACAGGCCCAAUACACGUAGUGUAAAUUUGGAGCAGCUUCUUAGUGGCAAUGUUUGA